Messenger RNA from Salvia hispanica, 2098 nucleotides. RefSeq names its product ABC-2 type transporter family protein (gene ABCG26). Gene Ontology annotation, cellular component: membrane. Lineage: Eukaryota; Viridiplantae; Streptophyta; Magnoliopsida; Lamiales; Lamiaceae. Gene Ontology annotation, molecular function: ATP binding; ATP hydrolysis activity; ABC-type transporter activity. Gene Ontology annotation, biological process: transmembrane transport. The record is from RefSeq and is a predicted model, not a curated record.
GGCAACGAAAUGGAAACCGAAAUCCAAGAAAUGUCCAUCUCCUCCUCCCCUCCAACAAUGUCAAUGCACAACACCACCUCAGAAAUCGACAUCGAGGACGACCGGAGGCACGACCGGCCCCUCCCCAUUUUUCUCAAGUUUGCUGAUGUGGAGUUUAAGGUAAGAGUUGGGAAUGCUUUAAAGAUGGAGCAUGAUGAUAAGUACAAGCAGAUAUUGAGAGGUAUAACGGGAAGCGUUGGCCCCGGAGAGAUCUUAGCUCUCAUGGGCCCUUCCGGCAGUGGGAAAACCACCUUGUUGAAGAUAAUCGGAGGCCGAUUGCACGAACAUGUCACUGGAGUUGUCACCUACAACGAUUUCUCAUACACUCCAGCUCUCAAGAGAAGGAUUGGGUUUGUGACACAAGACGAUGUGCUAUUCCCACAACUGAGCGUGGAAGAGACGUUGGUUUUUGCAGCAUUGUUGAGACUUCCAAGCAAGAUGAGCCGACGACAGAAAUACGAGAGAGUGGAGCAGAUUGUGAAGGAAUUAGGGCUGGAGAGGUGCCGGCAUACAAGAAUAGGCGGCGGAUUCAUCAAAGGCAUAUCGGGAGGAGAAAGGAAACGGACCAGCAUCGGACACGAAAUCCUGGUGGAUCCUUCGCUGCUGUUGCUGGAUGAACCAACUUCAGGGCUCGACUCUACGUCCGCCAAUAGGCUGCUGCAGAUUCUUCAAGGCCUCGCAAAGGCUGGCAGGACUAUUAUCACAACCAUCCAUCAGCCAUCCAGUCGAAUGUUUCACAUGUUCGACAAAGUUCUGCUGCUCUCCGAAGGCCAUCCCGUCUACUAUGGGAAGGCGCGCCACUCCAUUCAAUACUUUUCAUGCUUGAGCUUUGUUCCUGAGAUCGCCAUGAACCCUGCCGAGUUUCUGCUAGAUCUAGCAACCGGACAACUCAACGACAUCACUGUUCCUGACCACCUCUUUGCAUCACGAGACACUCCUAACUUUGAAAAACUGGUCAUCAAAUAUCUGCAGCACAAGUACAAAGCGGAGGUGGAGCCGAAAGAGAAGGAGGAGAAUCAUCAGAUGCCAAAGGCGCCCGAGGGGCUCCAGCUAGCCAUCCAAGUUAAGAAAGAGUGGACACUGUCUUGGUUUGAGCAGUUCGGGAUCGUGUUCAGGCGGACAUUCAAGGAGCGAUGGAGGGAUUACUUCGAUCUGAUCCGUCUAAUUCAGGCGUUCGGUGUAGCCAUUCUGUUAGGCCUGCUAUGGUGGAAAUCAAGCGCUGAAACAGAGGCCAAGCUCAGAGAUCAGAUUGGUUUGUUGUUCUACAUAUGCAUAUUCUGGACAUCGUCGUCCAUAUUUGGAGCGGUGUACGUGUUCCCGUUCGAGAAGAUGUUCUUGGUGAAAGAGAGGAAGGCGGAUAUGUACAGGCUAAGCGUGUACUACGCGUGCAGCACCAUAUGCGAUAUGUUGGCACAUUUGCUUUAUCCUACAUUCUUCAUGAGCAUUCUCUACUUCAUGGCUGGAUUCAAGCGAACCGCCGAAUGCUUCUUCCUCACCUUAUCCGCCAUUCUUUUGAUCGUCAUCACUAGCCAAGGAGCAGGGGAGCUGGCCGGAGCAGCGGUGAUGAGCAUCAAACGCGCGGGCAUGAUAGCCUCGAUGAUACUGAUGCUCUUCCUUCUAACGGGCGGAUACUACGUUCAGCACAUUCCCAAGUUUAUGCAAUGGCUCAAGUACUUGUCCUUCAUGUACUACGGCUUCAGGCUGUUGAUGAAGGUGCACUACACCGGAGAUGAGCUCUACGACUGCGGGACCAACGCAGGCUGUCGGAGGCUGCAGACCUCCCCCACCUUCGAUACUGUCGAUCUAAGCGGAGGGAUGACCGAAGUGUGGGUUUUGCUGGCAAUGGCGGUGGCUUUCCGCUUGUCUGCUUAUAUAUGUCUCCGAAGAAAGAUUAGUUCAUACCAUAUGUAGACCGAAGGAUUUCUCUUCUAAUUAAUCAACUCUUGUCACCAGCAUUCCAUAUCAAUGCUGCACAUUUUUUUCUUACAUCAAACUGAUUUGUUUGAAAUAAUGGGAGCUUACCACGAUUAAUAUCAGUAGCCUGCAUUUUAAUUGUUAA